GUUAUAUCCAUGGACAGAGAUCACAAUCUCUGAUACAAAAUUGUUUUUCCCGUAGUUAUGAACACAAAUGAUACUUUACCACUAGAUGAAUUGAAGAUCCCUGUGUUUAAGGAUGGGACCAGAAAAAUGGUUCCAGCAUUGCACAAGGGUUGGGCGGAAGAGAGAAAAUUCAUCUACUUUAAAACUCCACCACUUCCCAACUCAGAUGGCAAGUAUCUUCUUGGAGAAAGGGAAUCCUGGCUGGAUGUUGUAAAGCUAUACAAUAAUGAUAUGGAAUGGCUUCUCAACUUAAAGCAACACAGAUUUUGGUCACAGAUCAUAUAUUAUGAUUCCACAAUGCCAGCAAUAGUAUCAUUCUUACAAGAAGCAGUUCCAUUUUAUGCACUGAAAAAGUACUUUCAGGAUGAUGACAUGUGGAAAAUGUAUAAGAAAACAUAUGGCCUUAUAUAUGCCAUUGUUAAUCGUUUAAUUACGAAUAGAGAAUCUGAGGAUGAAUACAUGUCUGAGAAACAUCUGGGUAAUCUCAUUUAUGAUAAUUACAUUUUCACUGUCUCCAUGAUGCUCGACCUUUGUUUAGUGUACGGUGAAAGUAACAGAUCUGGUCUGCAGAGUGUAAUAUCGAGAGUACUGAAAAUACAGCCUCGUUAUCUGGACGAUUUGAAGGAUACAGUUUCUGUCUGCUCAAAGGUGUUGAAAUCUGUUGAAGCGAGUUUCGGUAUACACCAUGACACAGAAAAUGAACCUAUUAAACUGAGUGAAAAGAACAAACUCCAGCAACGAACAAUGUCAUUGAGUGUUUUUGAAGAUGUUGUCAUUCAUAUAUUGGAUACAGCCAUAAAUUUAAGAAUAUUUCUGGACAUCUGUAGUCCUGCAUGUGUGGCAUUCCAUGAGCUUCAAUUUGAAACACAGCUUGUAAAAUUCUAUGAGUAUGCCAUACCUGAAGUGUAUGAAAACUUGGAGAUUUUGGUAAAUAAAGAGGGCUGCAGUUCCAAGUAUAUGGAGCUAAAGACAAAUUUGGAUAUAAUUCGUACUGAAUUGCUGAAAUCGUAUAGGUAUAUUGUUUCUUCUACAAUCAAUACAGUCAUGGAAGAAAGAGAAUUACAUUCGGAAGAGGUUACAAAGAAAAAAUUGGAAGAAUAUAUUUCUGUAUUAACUGAUACUGCUUCAGAGAAGAUUUUCAUGAGAGAUUAUCAUUCUACUUUCAAAGUAGAUGCAGACAUAGACAUUUUGAUGCAGAUAUGUCCUGAUAUUGAUUCAAUUAAAUUUGAUUUCUUGAUGGAAUCUGUUCUGUCAUGUUUUGAUACCCCGAAUUCACAGAAAAAUAGCUAUUUUUCAUCGGAGUUUUCAAAAACUAUAGACACGAAGGACAUCCAGCCAACUGCAAGUGGCCAUGUGGAAGCCCCGAGUGAGAAUAAGAAAAAAAAAGUAACAGGAGUGGAAUUAGAUUCUCUCAUCACCGAAGUGCAAGACAUCCUUCCUCACCUACAAGAUGGAUUUAUUGAGAAAUGCCUAGAAUACUAUGACUAUGCCAGUGAGAGAGUAGUUAAUGCAGUUCUGGAAAACCAACUUCCAGAAGAAUUACAGAACAUAGAUACAUCAAUGCCUCGUAUACCUCCAGAAAAGGAUGAGGAAUCGUAUGUUUCUAGGAGAUACAACAUUUAUGAUAAUGAUGAAUUUGAUAUAAUGACUCAGGAUGUCAUGGACACUACAAGGAUAAUCAGAGGGAAAAGGAAGCCAAAGUACAAAGAUGUGAAAGAGUUGCUUGAUGAUAAAACACUGAUAAAGCAGUACCAGAGCACAUAUGCAAAACUGGGACUUGUGGAAGAAGAUGAGAGUCAGUUUAAUUAUUAUGACGACGAAUAUGAUGACACCUGCGAUGAUCGUGAAAUCUCGGUACCUGAAGUUGGGGAUGAUGAAAGACGUCCUCUGGUCAUUCCCCGUGUUCUGCGGAUGAAUGAAGAUGUGAAAUCAAGUGAAGAAGAAUCCGGAAGUGAAGGUGAUACAGCAGCAGUUCCCUCUGAUCAGUUCGUUCCAAAUCCUGAAGAACUUCGAGCACAAGCUGAACACAGACGCCAAAUGAAAUUACAAAACAGGGGUCGUCGUCAUUACAGUGGAGCAAUGCCUCAGUCCAGAGAUGUAGUUGGACGGCCAAAAGGACAAGGGCAAGACAAAACUGUAGUUGUAAAUCGACAGAACAAGAGUGCACAUAAGUCGUCAUAUGCAAAUCACAAUCGCCGAGCAGGGGCCCAGAGAAAGCGUCAACAAGGAAUGUUUCCUGCAUAACAUCUGCUUCAUACUUUAUAUGGAAAAAGUUCCUAUCAAUAAAUCGUAAUGACCAAUUUUUUGCACCCUUGUUUUUUGUUAUCAUCUCUCUGUGGAAGUUUGUAAACUAAAGAAAUAAUAUAUAUUUUUUUUUUCUGGCUUUUGCAAGUGUAAAGGCAAAAAUAAAUUUAUAAUUAACUGAA
Schistocerca americana (American grasshopper) is the source of this 2465-nucleotide messenger RNA. Its product is annotated as activating signal cointegrator 1 complex subunit 2. The transcript has 15 exons. Lineage: Eukaryota; Metazoa; Arthropoda; Insecta; Orthoptera; Acrididae. Gene Ontology annotation, biological process: regulation of DNA-templated transcription. Gene Ontology annotation, molecular function: ubiquitin binding. The record is from RefSeq and is a predicted model, not a curated record. The coding region runs from base 58 to 2283 and encodes 741 amino acids.